This is a messenger RNA of Dothidotthia symphoricarpi CBS 119687, 1150 nucleotides long. RefSeq lists its product as uncharacterized. Gene Ontology annotation, molecular function: catalytic activity; DNA binding. Gene Ontology annotation, biological process: DNA repair. Lineage: Eukaryota; Fungi; Ascomycota; Dothideomycetes; Pleosporales; Dothidotthiaceae. Gene Ontology annotation, cellular component: nucleus. The record is from RefSeq and is a predicted model, not a curated record. The coding region runs from base 91 to 1059 and encodes 322 amino acids. The transcript has a single exon.
UCAGUCUCCUUUGCGUUACUAGCAGCAUUACUGAUCUUUGUUGGCAUUGUCGCGUAUUGCAGCCCUGGGUGUCAUCACGAGUUCAGUCCCAUGGAUUCUUCACCAUCCCCCGCUGCAAUCAUUCACACAAAUCAUGCAACUCCAGUCCACCAGAAACGAAAGCGUCUUCCUAAGCCGGUUAUCUCUCCUUUUUUCGCAAAGCUUGGGGAGAAUACUGUCUCGAGAACAAACAAAUCGUUAAGAAAUACUGCAGCGUCUGUUCCGCGGGUACGCCUCUCAGGUCUUUCCGCUUCUACAGAACGUCGUCAGGGCACAGUUAUUCGUAUCUUGAGCGAUCCACCAGUUUGCUCUCAAAAACUAGCCAAACGCAAGACGUCGCGUCGUCUACGAGGGCCAACAAUUUCACCAUACUUCUCGUCUCCACUAACGAAGCCUCAACCAGUGGACCCGUUUUCACUUCCAAUCGUCCCUCCUGGUCUCGGCUUCACCCUUGAGCCAGCAGGACCUGUGGGACUAAUUCAAGAGCGUAUAUGCAGAAGUUUGUUUGCCUUGGUUGUUCAAGCCAUGUUAUGGAACAAGACUAGAGGCACUGCCGGUCGCCCUGUACUCUUCCAACUUCUGUGCACAUAUCCCACACCGGAAAUAUUGGCCGCUGCGAAUGAGGAAGACCUUGUGAAUAUGAUCUGGCAUCUGGGACUGCAGUGCAGUCGAGCCUCAAACUUGAUCAAGAUGGCAGCUGGAUGGAUUGAAGCGCCUCCUCGUGCAGAGACGAUCUUGAAGAAAAAGACUUUCAAGCCAAGCAAUAAUGGUGGUUGUGAGAUAUCACAUCUCCAUGGUGUCGGCCAAUAUGCAGAAGACUCUUUCCGCAUCUUCGGUAGAGAUCGAUUACGUGCAGCUGAUAAAUCACGGUACAAGUUCGAACCUGAGUGGAAGCGAGUUAUACCACAAGAUAAGGAUUUGCGGCGAUACAUUCGAUGGAAAUGGGAGGUAGAGGGAUACGAGUACGACUACGAGUCAGGACGUCAUUGGAAGAAGAAGUCUCCUAUCACGAAUGCCUAGAACUCCGGUGUGAAUUAAAAGGCUUCGCUGUCGGCAAAUGGAAACAAAACAAAUUGUUACAUGUGUGUAUAUUGAAUUAUAUAGAUUCAUA